UUUAGUAGAAAGCGCAUUAUUCGAAAGGAUGAAAUUGGCGUUUGUUACUGGUUCGAAUAAAGGCCUUGGUUAUGGUAUAAUUAAAAGGCUUGCAAAAUUUUAUUCUGGAGAGUGGGACAUAUACCUGACAGCGCGAAAUGUUGAACGCGGUCAGGAGGCUGUUGAAAAGUUAAAUAAAGAAGGUCUUUCCGUGAAAUUUCACCAAUUGGAUAUAACGGUUCCGGAGAGCAGAAAAGAAUUUCUGUCCUACAUAGCAAAAAAUCACCCUUUAGGCAUCAACGUAGCUGUAAAUAAUGCAGGGAUUGCAUACAAAGUUAACUCAACAGCUCCAUUUGGAGAACAAGCGAGAGUUACAGUUGGAACCAAUUUUACAUCUACAGUUGACUUCACGGAGGAGUUCAUUCCUUUAUUAGCCGCAAAUGCUAGAGUAGUCAAUGUUACUGGGAGUAUUUUCCUGCCUUCUCUGAAGAAGAUGAAUAAAGAACUAUACCAGAAAAUUCGUGGCCCUAUGACCAUUUCCGAACUCAGAGAAUUUAUGGCAGAGUUCGUAAAGUGUGCAGAAGAUGGUACGUAUUCUGAUAAGGGUUGGCUACCGAACGCUUAUGCUGUUUCGAAACUUGGUCUUACUAAAGCAUCGCAAAUCUUUGGUGACAUGCUGAAAAGUGAUGCUAGACGUAUCAUAUUUAAUUCGUGUUGUCCGGGAUAUGUGAACACUGAAUUAACCAGUCACAAGGGGGUUAAAACAAUUGAUGAAGGUGCAGAUACACCGUUUUACUUGGCAACUUUACCACCUGAUGCCCAAAUUCCAAUCAAUCAGUUUGUGUAUGAUCGGAAAGUGAUCGCUUGGUGCAAAUGAAUGUAAUACUCAUAGCAGCUGGUUGCAAUUAUAUCUAUACAUAUAUAUAUAUAUAUAUAUAUAUAUAUACUUGUGUAGACGUCCUUUUGUGUAUUUUCGUAUAAUCGUGUUCUACUAGUAAUUUUAGUAAAAUAAAUUAUUCCGAAAUUAAACAAUACGCAGUGG
Messenger RNA from Trichobilharzia szidati, 1021 nucleotides. The record is from the annotation of a GenBank genome assembly. NCBI's taxonomy places the organism in Eukaryota, Metazoa, Platyhelminthes, Trematoda, Strigeidida, Schistosomatidae.